GGCCGCGAUAACUACAACCCGAGAGGCCGAGACCAAUUCCCACCACAACACACAAGGAAGCCUGCGCACCGCCACCACCAUUCACCGCCGCCGAAGCCCGAUUCCCAGAGACGCCUCUCCUUGCCCCCGUCCCCAACCCCAACCAAAGCCACCGCCGAAUCGCCUUAAUCUGGCUGGAGCGCGCCUUGGAGCCGUCCGGACCUCAGAGCUCACGGGGAAUCUUUAAUGGCGUCGGAGUCGCAUCGCCAGCCAUAGGAGCCUGAUUGACAGAGGCGCCGAUUGCCGACUGCCGACUGGCAACUGGCGAGGCGAUCACUUGUCAAUCCUGUGCUAUCCUUUUCUCGGCGCAUUGUCUUGCUUUGUUGAUGCAUACGGCACCGCCGAUGAAUGGCCGAUCUCGGAGGCCGGCAGCGGCGCGCGGCGCGAAAGCGGCCCCCAAGAGCGACAGCAGAGGGGGUGACAAUGUGCGGUAAUUUCCCCGUUCCCGCCACCAAUUUCUGAGUUCCUCGAUCGUCAGCAAUUUGUUGCGGUGUCCAUAUUUUGUACGACGAAUUAAUUGGUGUGGCAAGAGUACAACGACGAACUCAUGAACAGUGCUGUUCUUGCGAGCGAAGAAUGGUUGGUGACGGUGACCUGGUGGUGUUUAUGACAAGAUCUCGACGCGGCGGGUUGUUUGGCCUCUGGGCUCUGCCCUAGUUGUCUUUGAGAGCUACUCGCACCGAGAUGGAGUAGUAUCUCUUCAAUGCCCCCUGAUUCCCUGAGCCCCAAUUUUUUUUCCUUCUUUAGUUUCUUUUAAGCCUUUAUCUUUCAGAGCAGAGGAAUCUGCGCUUUGCUUCCGUGAUGGAGAAGGAUCCGAGGAAGGCCGCGACACCGGCGAAGGGACCGGCCAACGCGGGCACCCGGGUCACCAUGAACAGAAUCCAGUCGAGAGAGCGCAAGCUCGCGCUGCAGCAAGAUGUGGAUAAGCUCAAGAAGAAGCUGCGCCACGAGGAGAACGUCCACCGCGCUCUGGAGCGGGCGUUCACGCGGCCGCUCGGCGCCCUGCCUCGCCUGCCGCCGUAUCUGCCGUCUCAGACGCUAGCUCUUCUCGCGGAGGUGGCGGUGCUUGAGGAGGAGGUCGUCCGGCUGGAGGAGCAAGUGGUGAGUUUCCGGCAAGGGAUCUACCAGGAGGCGAUCAUCUUCUCCUCCACCAAGAACGCCCAGCUCCCCGACGGCCAAGUUCCCGUGCCGGCGCAGCUCGUACCGUCGUACCCGGUGCUGAAUUCCGAGGUCUCACCGGCGACAGUGAGCCAAGGUCCUCCAGACCAUCCUCCCGGCGCUCGUCCGUCGCCGCACAGCGGCGUGGCCAACGGCAAGCAAACGCCACGGAACCCCGUUGCUACCUCGCCGAGCCAGGAUGACCGGUCCGGGGCAGGGAAAGAGAACCAGUCGUGCAGCAACACGCCGAGCACGAGCAGCCGCCAGUCGCCGUCGCAGCAGAAGACGCCCAAGUGCAGGGCGACGCCGCCUGACAGGCGCAGGGUUACUCCUGCUCAGAUGGUGUUCGCGUCGUCCAUGCAGACAAGCCCUGCUGUUGCGCCUGACCGUAAACGGCCUGCCGACGCUGCUGCUGGCACUGGCAGCAACUCUGACAACGUGACGACGUCCCACGACGACGCGAGCUCGAGCGUGCCGAACAAAGUAUCGGAGGAGCUGCUCCGGUGCCUGCUGGCCAUCUUCUCGCAGAUGGGGGGCUCGGCUGCUGGCGGCGGCCGAGGACUAGGAGACGAGGACCAGCAGGCGCUGUCCCCGUCGGUCUCCGGCUCCAGCGAGAGCUCGGCGUCGUCGGAGGCGGACGCGUACCCGCAGGACCCCUACGGCAUCCUGGAGCUGGGCGCCAGGGACAUCGGCGCCUACAAGCGGUUCCACGUGGUCGACGCCGCGUCCUUCGACGGCAACGGCGACACGCCUCUCGUUCGUCGGAGACUCAAGGCCUUGCUGCGGAGGCUGUCGUCGGUUGACCUGGCGGGGCUCUCCCAUCAGCAGAAGCUGGCCUUCUGGAUCAACGUCUACAAUUCCUGCAUGAUGAACGCGUUCCUGGAGCAUGGGAUACCUACCACCCCGCAAAUGCUCGUGGCGAUGAUGCCCAAGGCCACCGUGAGCGUUGGUGGGCGCACGCACAGCGCCAUGUCCAUCGAGCAUUUCAUCCUGAGGCUGCCCUACAGCGCCAAGCAGGUGAAGGUGAGCCGGGAAGGGGCCAAGUGCGACGACGGCGACGUGACGGCGGCGCGCGGCGCGUUCGGGCUGGAGUGGCCCGAGCCCCUCGUCACCUUCGCGCUCUCCUGCGGCAGCUGGUCGUCCCCCGCGGUGAGGGUGUACACGGCGGCGCGCGUGGAGGAGGAGCUGGAGGCGGCGAAGCGGGAGUACCUACAGGCGGCCGCGGGCGUGUGGGCGGCGGGGAGGCUGGCGGUCCCGAAGCUCCUGCACUGGUACCUGCUGGACUUCGCCAAGGACGUGGACGCGCUCAUGGACUGGGUCUGCCUGCAGCUGCCGCCGGAGCUGCGGCAGGAGGCGGUGCGGGCCGUGGAGGUCGGCCGCCGCGCCGGCGCCGGCGGCCGCGUCCGGGUCCUCCCGUACGAGUUCAGGUUCAGGUACCUGUUGGCCUCCUGACGACGCGUGCGUACUACGGUAGGGAGUAGUGUAGUGCCGUGCGUACUGGAGGUAGUAGUAGUAAUGUAGUAGUUCGUGCGCAGGUCUUUGCAAUAAUAAAACGGAGAUGGGAUUGACUAUGCAGUUUUUAUUACUAGCGUUUUGUGCUGUAUGUGUGGAUUCGGUAGCGGUGUAAUGGUGGUUUGUGCGCGCGAGGAACGUUUCUACUGUGCCGUGCGGCUGUGCUCCAUCCACACAGCCUGCAUUUUUUUUUUUUUGCGAGCAGGGUUGGUUGGUUGGUUGUCAGCUGGUUUCGGAAAGCACAAAGGACACUGCCACUGCAGUGCAGUGCAGUGCACGCUGUCUCUGUCA
Messenger RNA from Zea mays, 3000 nucleotides. RefSeq names its product Ternary complex factor MIP1-like protein. The coding region runs from base 841 to 2649 and encodes 602 amino acids. The transcript is spliced from 11 exons. The record is from RefSeq and is a predicted model, not a curated record. Lineage: Eukaryota; Viridiplantae; Streptophyta; Magnoliopsida; Poales; Poaceae.